Molecule: messenger RNA, 2257 nt
Organism: Brassica napus (rape)
Lineage: Eukaryota; Viridiplantae; Streptophyta; Magnoliopsida; Brassicales; Brassicaceae
Product: aspartic proteinase CDR1-like
Exons: 1
Coding region: 764-2086 (440 amino acids)
Biological process (GO): proteolysis
Cellular component (GO): extracellular region
Molecular function (GO): aspartic-type endopeptidase activity
Source: RefSeq, a predicted model, not a curated record
AUUAGGAUUAUAUGAGUAAAAAUGUAUCUUGACUUCUCUGUUGACUAGUUGACUUGUAUUAGAUUAUAUAGCUUAAUGUAUUGUUUUUAAUCAUGAAAAGAUAAUCAACAAUAUAAUUCAUUUCAAAAAUGUGUGUUUCAGAAGUAAAUUGUAAGAUACUGAUAAUCAAUAGUUGAUUUAUUUUGAUAAUCUUGUAGGUAAAAUAUAUUUGAAUUAAAAUUUUGGAUAUUUUAUAUGAAAAAUUAAAAAAUAAUACUAGGUGAAAUGUUACAUGAAUCCAAAUGAGAACACUUAAUCACAAAUGUAUGAAAAUUUCCGUCUAAAUUUAUUGACUGUUUUGAAAAAUAAUUUAGGAUCUAAAGAGGAGGAAUAUAUGUUAGCAUUUAAAGAAAAUACAGAAUAAAAGAUACAUGAAACAAGUCUGUAUGAGAUGAAUGAAUGAAAGAUAUAAAAUAUGUGCAUUAAAAUGAUAAAAUCUCUUCUAUAAUAGUUUCUGAUCUAUAUAAAUCACAAAUGGGCACUGAAUCUGUAGAUUGGCUAAUAAAUAAAAUUAAUGAGAAAAUAUCCUCUAUCAUAGUUUAUGAUCUAUCAGAUUCUCUAAACACAAAUGGAAAUGAAUUUGGUAGAUUAGAGUUUUUUUUUUAAAUCUCAGCAUGCGCGUUGCAAUUAGUUUACCACUAUCCCACAAACCUUAUAUAUACCAACACAUUAGAUUGCCAACAAAUAAAAAAGAACUCAUUAUUUCACUUCGAAUACAAAGACGAUGGCCUCUAUAUUCUUUUCAGUUCUCUUGCCUCUAUCAGUACUCUCUUCACCCUUUCUCCUAAACGCAAACGCUCAUACAAAACUUGGCUUCAGCACGGAUCUGAUCCACCGUGACUCUCCUAAAUCGCCUUUCUACAAUCCGACAGAAACCUCUGCUCAGCGUCUAAGAAACGCGGUUCACCGAUCCGUAAACCGUGUUGUCCAUUUCAACGGAAAAGAUGCAUCAGUUAACUCACCUGAAACUGAGAUAACCUCAGAUGGAGGUGAAUAUCUCAUGAAUGUAUCACUCGGGACUCCUCCCUUCCCGAUCAUGGCGAUCGCUGACACGGGAAGCGAUCUCCUAUGGACCCAGUGCAAGCCAUGCGAUGACUGUUACACUCAGGAUGAUCCUCUCUUUGACCCUAAAGCAUCUUCUACAUACAAAGACGUUUCUUGCUCCUCAAGCCAAUGUACUGCCCUUGAGAGUCAAGCCACUUGUUCGACAGAAGACAACACUUGCUCUUACACUUUGUCUUACGGGGACAAGUCUUACACAAAGGGUAAUGUUGCCGCCGACACCGUAACGCUUGGCUCCACUGAUAACCGCCCCGUGCAGCUCAAAAAUAUCGUCAUUGGAUGUGGUCACAAUAACGCUGGAACAUUCAGCAAGAAGGGCUCUGGAAUCAUUGGACUUGGUGGUGGUUCGGUUUCGCUCAUUUCGCAACUCGGAGACUCAAUCGAUGGCAAAUUCUCAUACUGCUUGGUCCCUCUAUCCUCAGAAAACGAUAAAACAAGCAAGAUCAACUUCGGAACUAAUGCGGUUGUGUCGGGAAAUGAAUCUGUCUCAACUCCAUUGAUCACAAAAUCGCAAGCGACCUUCUAUUACCUAACCCUAGAAUCCGUUAGCGUGGGUAGCAAGAAUAUCAAAUACCCAUCGGUAUCAGAUUCUUAUGGAAGCAGCAGCAAGGGGAACAUCAUCAUCGACUCUGGCACAACUCUGACCAUGUUCUCAACCGACUUUUACUCCGAACUCGAAGAUGCGGUUGCAUCCUCAAUCGAUGCUGAGAGAACUAACGAUCCACAAAACGUGUUGAGUUUGUGUUACAGCGCAACCGCUAAGCUGAACGUUCCAGUCAUUACUAUGCAUUUCGAUGGAGCAGAUGUGAAGUUAGACUCCUCCAAUGCCUUCAUACAAAUCUCUGAGGAUUUGGUUUGCUUCGCCUUCCGUGGGGACGACCAGUUGGCAAUUUACGGGAAUAUAGCACAGAUGAACUUCCUUAUUGGUUACGACACCGUUUCUAAGACGGUCUCAUUCAAACCAGCAGAUUGUGCAAAGAUGUAGAUGUUUCCGCUCCACCUGCCUAGUUUUUCUUUCCUUUCAAAUUAUAUAGUUUUAUUAUUAUUAUAUUAAUGGCUGAAUUCAUUUUAGCCUCGUUUCUUCGUUUACAAUUAUGAUUAUGUAGAAUCCUUAAUUUAUUUCAUUAUGAUAUAAUAUUAUUGGUUCUCUUCGUAA